AGCGUGAGCUGCUGGCUGCAGGACGGCUCGGUGCGGCUGCAGGGAUUGAGAUGACUUUGAGACGCCUGAAGAAGCCGCAUCACAAGGAGGACUACACCUCCCCGCCAGAGCAGGCCAUAUACCGGGAGAGAGACAAGGCUGAGCCCUACAUGGCGCUGAGCAGCUAUAGGAGCGAUGACAUGUACAAGGCUCUGGUGGUCUCCGGCGGGACCCUUCCCAGGGCUAAGAAGGGAUCUCCAGUGGGUUGGAAGAAUGUAAGCCAGGUAUCGGAGCAUCACAGGAAAACAGUCACUUUAGAAAAAGAAGAUUGUGAAACAUUUGGAUUUGAGAUUCAGACGUACGGAUUACAUCACAAGGACAGAAACGCAGUGGAAAUGUUCACGUUUGUCUGUCGGGUACACGAAGGAAGUCCUGCCAUGUUGUGUGGGUUGAAAGUUGGUGAUAUAAUUGCUGGUGUAAAUGGCCUCAACAUGGAAGGAGUCAGGCACAAAGACAUUGUAGAACUGAUUAAAGCGUCUGGGAAUAAAAUCAGGCUGGAGACGGUCUAUGGUUCCGCCAUCCGAAAAGCUGAACUGGAGGCCAGACUACAGUAUUUAAAGCAAACAUUAUAUGAGAAAUGGGAAGAAUAUCGCUCGCUAAUGGUGCAGGAGCAGAGGCUGUUACAUGGCAUCGUUGUAAAGGACCCCAGUGUUUAUGACACCUUGGAAUCCGUCAGGUCAUACAUUUACGGGACAGUUCCACCAUGUACCAAAGAUCCACUCCCCAGUACCCUGGCCACUGGAAGUAUAUGCAGCAGCGCAAGCUGCCUGAGCACAGCCGAGGAUACCGAGGAAGCGGUCUAUCAGACCUGCUACUUCAGCUCCGACUCUACAGAUGAUAUUCACACCGUUCUCAACAAAAGCACAAUCAAGCCUUUCAAGACUCCACUAACUCGCAGCUCGAGUGUGAAGUGUACAAGUCCUGCUACGAACUGGGAGAAGCCCAAGGAGCAGAAUACCUUUGUGUCUUUACCCAGGAAAAAACACAAAAGUUUUCGGAAAAGACUUCUGAAGUUUAUCCCUGGACUAAACAGAUCUUUAGAAGAGGAGGCCAGUCCUCUUUAGCCCCCACCCCCCUUAUAUAAAAAGUUAAGUUAUUUAUUUAUUGUUCUGGAGAAGAGUGAAAAUCUUUGUAUUUGUUUUGUUAGACUUUAUUGUUAAACUUUAUACUAUUUUUUGUUUUUCAUUAAAAUGUUUGCAAAGGU
Molecule: messenger RNA, 1243 nt
Organism: Bufo bufo (common toad)
Lineage: Eukaryota; Metazoa; Chordata; Amphibia; Anura; Bufonidae
Gene: TAMALIN
Product: trafficking regulator and scaffold protein tamalin
Exons: 8
Coding region: 51-1103 (350 amino acids)
Biological process (GO): signal transduction
Cellular component (GO): plasma membrane
Molecular function (GO): protein binding
Source: RefSeq, a predicted model, not a curated record